AUGGCAGUGGCCCAGUGCUGCUCGUGCUGGGUGGCAGCCAAGGACCAACCCCGGGGUUCGGCCAAGCCCGACAUCGAGGGACAUGCGGUCCGGCGCGCGGAUCUCUUUGGCCUUGGGCGCCGGGCUGUCCAUGGUCGGUGGUCGCACAAGGGCUUUCACGCCGGCUCUGCGCAGCCGUGGUGCAGCCGCAACACAGAUGCAGAACAUGCUGAAGAAGUCGGCGUCCAUCAUCAGCCCUUGGCCGGCAGCACAUGUCCAUUGCCGGCGGCUUUCGCUCGCAACGCGCACGUCAUGACGAUCCUGGGCUCCGAGGUCCUCUUCAAGUUUGGGCCCGAUGCUCUGCCAAAGGGGCUGGACACACAUCGUGUGCGUUACGAGACUCCGGAUGACGACUUUUUCGACACCGGGCAGGAUGGACUCCCUUCUGUGGAAGAGGAUGUUGACUUCACUGCCGCUGCAGGAAAUGCGCCAGAUGCCACAAGGUCCGAUCGACCAGUGGUCAUCUUGCUGCAUGGCUUGGAGAGCAACUCCCGCACGCCCUUCUGCUGCCGCCUGACGCGGGCUUUCAACAGCGAGGGCUUCGACGUAGCCGUGCUCUGCUUCCGAUCCUGCUCUGGAGAGAUGAAUCGCACAGCCGGCUUCUACAACGUAGGCUUCACCGCCGACCUGGUCCAGCUGUGCAGGCUGCUGCGCGCCGCCUCCCCGUCGCGGCAGAUCUUCUUGUCGGGCUUUUCUCUGGGAGGCAACGCUAUCUGCAAGCUGAUCGGCGAGCUGGGGGAGGACGUGGCCUCGCUGGGGAUUCAGGGUGCUGCCGUUUGCAAUGUGCCCUUCCUGCCCGAGGUCACCUCGGCUGCCAUGGAUGAGGGUAUGGGGCGCUUCUAUGCUUGGAACUUCCUGAAGUCGCUGAAGCCGAAAGCUCAAGCGAAAGCCGAGAUGCUGCAAGCACGAGGGGAGCGGGUGCCCUAUGACUUGGACAAAGUGCUGCAGGCGGAGACCAUCGGCGACUUCGACGACGCCUGCGUCGCACCCCUGUACGGCUUCAAAGACAAGCUGGACUACUACCGAACCCAGGGAUCAAUGCGCUUUCUGAAGGACGUGCAGAUCCCACUUCUGGCCAUGAACGCCCAGGAUGAUCCCCUGGUCGACCCGAGGAGUUUGCCAACUGCCGAGCAGGUGUCCGAGGCGGUCCUGCUGUACUACCCGGAAUUCGGUGGCCACUGUGGAUUUAUUUCAGACGACUCUGUUGGCGAUCCGCGAAACUAUUGCCCCAAGCUGUUUGCAGCCUUCCUCAGGCAUGUGUGCGACAACGGGGAAAAGCAGUCCAACUUGAACACUGUGAAUGUUCGUCUCCUGCUUUCCUGGCUCGCAGCCAUAGACCUGAGUAUGAGGGAUUCGACCGAACGCUUCGGGACGAGGUUCCUGAGCUUCAACGAGAGCAUCAACGAAAAGCUCCAAUUCGUUCCGGAGGAUGAAGCAGAGACGAUGGAAAUGCUCAAGAAGGACCUGCCUCUGCAGUACACGUGGAGUGUGUGGGAGCAGGUAACUUCAGAUGGGAAGAUCGACGCAAAUUACUCGCAGAGGACGCAGAAGGUGGCAAGCUUCGGCACAGUCCAGGAUUUCUGGAGGCUGUGGAACCACGUGCCCCAGCCCAGCACGCUGCUUGAAUCCAAGCGGAUUGUGCGGGAGCAGCAUGACGGUCUGCACGUGAUCGACGCGCUCAUGAUUUUCCGGGACAAUAUCCGUCCCGAGUGGGAAGAUCCAAUGAAUGCCAAAGGUGGCCACUUUCAGUUCCAGCUCAAACCCUCAGCUGGUCCCGGCCAGAUCGACGAGUACUGGAACAACCUGGUGCUUGGCAUCAUCGGGGCCACUAUUGAGCCUCCUAACAUGAUCACAGGAGUUCGGCUCGUGGACAAACUCUCCGGGCCUCGGGCGGCUGGCGUUCUCCGCAUCGAGGUGUGGUUCACAGAGUCCGAUGACAAAGAUGCGGUUGGAGCGCUAAGGAAAAAUGUGGAGACUUGUAUGGCACAAAAAUUGGAUGGAGGGAAGGGCGCGGUGCGCAACACUACCACCGCCACCGGCCAACCCGUGUUCUGGCAGAAUUGCGCUGCCCGUGGCCUCUGCGAUAAGCGCUACGAGUUCAGGGACCUCCGCAUCCACGAUAGCCCAGAAGGUUCCCCCAAGGGCCAUUUCAAGCCAUUGGGGCAUGCGGACUUCCUGGAAUCCUGGGCCGGGGAGGUCGACGUCUUCACCGAGCCGCCCUCACCUGAGACUUUCUGGACGAAGUACCACAAGCAGCGAAGGCCUUUCCUUCUGAAAGGCGCUGGCAUCCAGUCUCCGGCCAUCAACUGGACAGAUCAGUACAUCAUGGACAAUUUCGGCAGUGAGGUUGCCAAGGUGGAAUGGCGGAACGAGGAUCGCCUCACUGACUACUGCGGGCAGAACAUCAGGGGAGACCUCAUCCACUGCCCUAAAGACACGAUCCCGUAUGUGGAGUCCCGCACAAGCAUCCGGAACUUUAUCCGCCGGAGUCGCGAAGAUCCCAGCUGGGCCAAGUACAUCAUCUCGCAGAUGCCCGAUUCAAUGGGCAAGGAGUGGAAAGUCCCAGGCUUCAUCAACUGCGGCAAGAGACCGCCAGGUGGACAUGUCAAGGGCAAGCCGUGGAUGACGCAGUUGUAUGAGAACAACUUCUGGUACCUGCGGGUGCCGCCUGAAAUGAUGGGAACCUCCACUAUCCACUAUGACAUGAACCACCAGAUCAUGUGCGUCUUUGCUGGAAAGAAGGAGUGGAUCAUGUGGGACCUGCAGACAGAAUCCAAGAAGAUUCCGAUGUGGAAUGACUACUACCGACCGCCAUCCAAAGGAAGGCCGGACGGCUCGGAUGACUCGCCCAUCGAUGGCGAGCGUGUGGACUUGAAGCGCUGGCCCGAGUUUGCGAAAGCCAGGUGGAGCAACACCACCAUUGAGAAAGGUGACUGCCUCUACACCCCGGCACACCUGCUGCACUACGUGCGCUCCUGGAGCGACGACGCAGAUGACAAUCGGAACAUCGCGCUGAUGACGAUGUUCCAAACAGAAGAGGUCUUUGACCCCAGCUACUGCUCAGAUCCUCCCUCCUACGUUGGCUUGAGUGAGUACGACGUGAUGUGGGGGGAGUUCCCAGGUAGCGAAGCGGUUCCACGGUGCAUGAACCACAUCAAGAUGGGCUAUCCCAAUUGGAAACUCGGCUGGCAAUUGGGGAGGCCUCCGAGUAUGAUGGAGCUGCCUUCGGGUCUGGGGUUUAGGGUUUGGGGUUUAGGGUUUAGGGUUAGGGUUGUAAGGACCUUUGUAGUUAGAAUGGGGUUUUGGGAGUUAUUAUAA
Symbiodinium natans is the source of this 3357-nucleotide messenger RNA. The record is from the annotation of a GenBank genome assembly. NCBI's taxonomy places the organism in Eukaryota, Dinophyceae, Suessiales, Symbiodiniaceae.